AUGAACGAUCGUUACCUCGUCCGGGAGGUUGAAACAAAGCAAGAGUUGGAGGAGGUACUCGAAGUGAUUUGGGCAGCAAAUCACACACCAUACGAACCUUUCAUUCAGCUGUUUUUUCCGAUCCUUGGUUUCACACCUGCACACCGCGAGGCUGCAAUCGCCGAAUCGAAGGAGCGAUUCUGGAGACAACACGCCGCAGACCCUUCGAGCCAUUGGCUCUACGCCUUCGACACCGUCACCGAGAAGGCUGUAGGCUGUGCGCAAUGGGUGUUAUCAACAACAAACCCAUUCGUCAAGGGCGUGCCCAAACUGGAGGCACCGUGGUGGCCUGAGGGUGAAUGUCGUAAAUUCUGCGAAUCGAUCUUGAACCAAGCCUACAGGCCACGGGCCAACUGGAUGACGCGUCCUCAUUGUGCACUAAAUUGGAUGGCGGUCACUCCCGCACAUCGUCUGUGCGGUAUCGGCUCGCAAUUAAUGAGAGCGGGUAUAAAGAAAGCAGACAAUCUUAAUCUCGAAUGUUGGCUGGAAGGAUCGGACAUGGGGAAGCCAUUGUACGAGAAGUUUGGUUUCCAGUCUCUUCUCAAGGUGGCCUUCGACACCGGAAUGCCUGGCGCGACUGAUGAAUGGCGGAAGUGCGCACACGAGAUGACGCCAGCGGCUAUUUUCGCGAUGUGGAGACCAAAGCAAGGCUUGUGGAGGCUGGAGAACGGACAAGAGGUGGGGCUACCAUGGAUUCUGGGUGUUCAGCCAGUAUUAGAUGGUACCUCGCACUCGCAUGAUGCCUGA
Didymella exigua CBS 183.55 is the source of this 786-nucleotide messenger RNA. RefSeq lists its product as uncharacterized. The record is from RefSeq and is a predicted model, not a curated record. The transcript has 2 exons. Gene Ontology annotation, molecular function: acyltransferase activity, transferring groups other than amino-acyl groups. Lineage: Eukaryota; Fungi; Ascomycota; Dothideomycetes; Pleosporales; Didymellaceae. The coding region runs from base 1 to 786 and encodes 261 amino acids.